ACCCGGGGGCCUGCGUGGCUGACCGGGGUUGAGUCUCACCUGCGCUGAACGGGGCAGGUAUCUCUGCUGCGGCGUCGGUCCCGCUGUGAGUUGCACCCGCCGCGGGAGCGGAAAGGACCGCGCGAGGGGACCCCAGAAGCUGGGAAAUGGACUCGGUAUCCUUUGAGGAUGUGGCUGUGAACUUCAGUCUGGAGGAGUGGGCUUUACUGGAUUCCUCACAGAAGAAACUCUACAGAGAUGUGAUGAGGGAAACCUUCUGGAACCUGGCCUCCAUAGGUAACAAAUGGGAAGAUCUUGACAUGGAAGAUCAGUACAAAAACCAGAAGAGAAAACAAAGAAGCCGUAUGUUGGAGAGAGCCUGUGAUGGGAAAAUGGUUAGUCAGUGUGGAGAAAACAUCAGCCUUAUUCCUGAUUUCAGUCUGAAGAACUCUCUUCCUGGAGGAACACGGUGUGAAUGCAGAGUGUUUAACAAAGCCUUCACGGAUCAUUCAUCCCAUAGUAGUCACACCAGCUGUCACAAAGGACAAAACUUCUCUGAGUAUCAGAGAUGUGGAGCGAAGCCAUAUAAAUGUAAUGUAUGCGGGAAAGCCUUUAGUUAUCUUCAGUGCUUUGAAAAUCAUGAAAGAACUCACUAUGGAGAGAAACCCUAUAAGUGUAAAGAAUGUGGGAAAACCUUUAUGUGGCUCAAAAUUCUUCAGAAACACAUGACCAAACAUAGUGCAGAUGCUCCUUAUAAUGGUAAGGUGUAUAUGAAAACCUUUAGUUCUUCAACUUCUCUUCAGACAGGUGAGAUAACCCACUCUGGAGAGAAGGCCUAUCAAUGUGAAAAAUGUAGUAAAACAUUCAGGCAUCCCAGCCAACUUCACGUACAUGAAAGAACUCACAGUGCAGAGAAACCAUAUGAAUGUAGGAUAUGUGGAAAGGCCUUCAAAUAUUUCAAAUCCUUAGAACCACACAGAAUGACUCACACAGCAGAAAAACCCUAUAAAUGUAAGGAAUGUGGCAGAGCAUUCAGACAUUACAGUUCCUUAGAAAUACACAAAAGGUUUCAUACUGGAGAGAAGUCCUAUGAAUGUAAACACUGUGGUAAAGCUUUUAGUUAUCACAGCUCCCUUAAAGGACACAUGAAAAUGCACACAGGAAAUACUCCAUAUCAAUGUAAGGAAUGUGGGAAAGUAUUCACUCUUAUCAGGUCCUAUCGAAAUCAUGAAAGGUACCACACUGGAGAGAAGACCUAUCAAUGUGAAAAAUGUAGCAAAGCGGAAAUACACCUUACCAAUGUAAGGAAUGUGGGAAAGCAUUCACUUGCCUUAGUUUGUUACAAAGACAUGAAAGAACUCACACUGGCGAGAAACCCUAUGAAUGUAAACAAUGUGGUAAAACCUAUAAAGAUCACAGUAACUUACAAACACACGAAAGAAAUCAUACUGGAGAGAAACCCUUUAAAUGUAAAGAAUGUAGAAAAGCCUUCAAUUGUAACAAAAACCUUCAAUUACACGUGA
Messenger RNA from Myotis davidii, 1502 nucleotides. RefSeq names its product zinc finger protein 791. The coding region runs from base 147 to 1502 and encodes 451 amino acids. Gene Ontology annotation, cellular component: nucleus. NCBI's taxonomy places the organism in Eukaryota, Metazoa, Chordata, Mammalia, Chiroptera, Vespertilionidae. Gene Ontology annotation, biological process: regulation of transcription by RNA polymerase II. The transcript is spliced from 4 exons. The record is from RefSeq and is a predicted model, not a curated record. Gene Ontology annotation, molecular function: DNA-binding transcription factor activity, RNA polymerase II-specific; RNA polymerase II transcription regulatory region sequence-specific DNA binding.